GCGGUGUGCAACAUACCGCUGUCUCUGAAGAUGUCACCCUCAGCUUUACUGGGUUUUAGGUUGGUUUUGACAGAAAAAUACUCCUCCAGAAAGCUGCUAACAUCUUUGACAGAAGUCUGCAGACGAGGUGAGACAAGUUUUUGGUCACUCGGGGGAGGCCCAACAAGCACCGGGGGUCAGCGGUGGAAGACCCGCCGGGCCCCGCGGACCCCUGGACCACUACAACGGGCUGAUCGGGGAUGGGUCGCUGCGGGAGGAUGAGCACCAGAGAGCGGUGAUGCAGACCCUGGACCAGCUCCACAAAACCCUGCGAGGGUACAGCAACACGCCGAUGUCGUUCUUCUCCAAGUUUUUCCCAAAACCAAAAGCUCCAACAGGUUACUAUAUCUACGGUGAUGUUGGCACAGGAAAAACGAUGGUGAUGGACAUGUUUUAUUCAUACGUUGAGACUGAACAUAAAAAGAGAGUUCAUUUCCACGGAUUCAUGUUGGACGUGCAUAAAAGGAUCCAUCGACUGAAACAGAGCAUGCCAAAGAGGAAAGCGGGUAAAAUGGCCAAAUCCUAUGACCCCAUUGCUCCAGUUGCAGAGGAGAUCAGUGAAGAGGCUUGUGUUCUGUGCUUUGAUGAGUUUCAGGUGACUGAUAUCGCGGAUGCCAUGAUUCUCAAGCAGCUCUUUGAGAAUCUGUUUCUGAAGGGUGUGGUUGUUGUGGCCACAUCGAAUCGGCCUCCUGAAGACUUGUAUAAAAAUGGACUGCAGAGAGUGAACUUUGUGCCGUUUAUUGCUGUGUUGCAAAAAUAUUGCCAAACUCUCCGCCUGGAUUCUGGGAUAGAUUACCGUCGAAGGAACAGACCAUCUGCUGGAAAACUCUACUUCCUUUCCAGUGAGCCUGAUGUCGAAGCAACGCUGGACAAGAUGUUUGAUGAGCUGGCUUUUAAGCAGAAUGACAUAACACGACCAAGAACCUUGAAUGUCAACAACAGGAAAGUCCGCCUGAACAAAGCAUGUGGGACCAUAGCAGACUGCACGUUUGAGGAGCUGUGUGACAGACACGGCCGUCAUUCCGACUCGCCCCGUUUGACUGUUACCGUUUCAGCCGUUAGGGGCCAGCGACUACCUGGAGAUGUCGAGGCUGUUCGACACCGUCUUUAUUCGACACAUUCCUCUGCUGACGCUGAACAAGAAAACUCAGGCCAGGCGUCUCAUAACGCUCGUGGACGCCCUCUACGACCACAAGGUAAACCGCCGUUGUUUACAUCCGCACUCGUUCGCCAUUGGUUGGAUAACUGUGUCUCUCUUAAGGUGCGGGUGGUGAUUGUUGCAGAUCAUCCGCUGGAUGAUAUUUUUGUGCACAAUGGUGAGCACGGCCAUGACGAGAGCCACAUUCUGAUGGACGAUCUGGGGCUGAAGAGGGAUGAAGCCAGCAGUCUGUCCAUCUUCAGUGGGGAAGAGGAGAUGUUUGCCUUCCAGAGGACAGUUUCUCGCCUCACGGAGAUGCAGACUGCGGAGUAUUGGUCGGAAGGAGACCGAAGCGCCAAAUCAAAGGUGUAACGCUGUGAAAAGUGGACCGUGUUACACAACCUCCAUGAACUGUACUACUGUCUGCCAAAAGCAACGAACACUACUCCUACUCCCCUUAUCCAGCACCAACCCACAGGACCGCUCAACAGUACGUGUGCAAAUGUUGUACAGGGAAUAUUUAUUGAAAUCUUAAGGACUUUUAUUACUUUAAAGUGACCUUGCACUUUCCGGAUUAUUUUUAAUAUAAAUUUCAGGGUGUCGUAUUGCUUUUAACUCUGUUUUAUGUAGCGGUCCAACAUUAUUUACUUAUAUAAACUUGUGGGAAAGGACUGGACGGCUUUUGAAAGUGGAUUCCCACAGGACUUUUAUGAAGAUUUUAAGGGACAUUAUGAAAAUAUAACGAGUUGUCUAAUGCAAGCCUGAACACAGGGGCAGCAGAUUGAUGGAGAUUUAAAGCUGCGUUUAUAUUCUGAUGAUUUAUUAAAACAUUUCACAUGAUACUGAACAAUUCCAUAUUACUAUCAGCAUUUUCAUUUGGUGGAUGAAAAGAAAACACAACUUGAUUUCAAAAUGUUGUUUGCCUUUUUACAUGAUUAUUUUCUUCAUUUAGGCUCAUUAAUACCCACAUGUACGAACACAACGAAGAAGUAUGAGAUGUGAAAGUGAACCAGUUCAGAAAUUUUCAUGAACCGACAGUUUGUGGUAUUUCUUUUAGUGGAAUCUGCGUUAUUUUGUGUAGGAACCAAAAAUGUAUGACCUUAGUAAAGCGGUUUGUGUUCGAUGCUAUAAUGCCUUCAAAUGUGAAUUAUAUUAUGUAUUUAUUUGAUUAUGCAACAACAAAUCAGCCCAUCGUCUCCGUUGGGUCAACUAGUACACAAAGUACUCUGUUUGGGCGUGUUCGUUUGAUUGAUUUAGCCCAAAUGCCAUUAUACAUACAGCCUCGUUUUUAAGUAUUUUAACAAUGUGAACGAUGAAUAGAUACAUACACAUGAUCCAGUAUUUAUCCAAAAAAUCCCUUUAAAUAAAUAUUUUUUGCACAGGG
Molecule: messenger RNA, 2561 nt
Organism: Gasterosteus aculeatus aculeatus (three-spined stickleback)
Lineage: Eukaryota; Metazoa; Chordata; Actinopteri; Perciformes; Gasterosteidae
Gene: afg1la
Product: AFG1 like ATPase a
Cellular component (GO): cytoplasm; mitochondrion
Molecular function (GO): ATP binding; ATP hydrolysis activity
Source: RefSeq, a predicted model, not a curated record